This is a messenger RNA of Corvus hawaiiensis (hawaiian crow), 19143 nucleotides long. RefSeq names its product dystrophin (gene DMD). The record is from RefSeq and is a predicted model, not a curated record. Gene Ontology annotation, molecular function: protein binding; zinc ion binding. Gene Ontology annotation, biological process: synaptic signaling. The transcript is spliced from 78 exons. Lineage: Eukaryota; Metazoa; Chordata; Aves; Passeriformes; Corvidae. The coding region runs from base 160 to 11379 and encodes 3739 amino acids. Gene Ontology annotation, cellular component: plasma membrane.
GACGGUGUAGCAGCUGCAUAAUAAAUGAUGGAGAGAAUCAUGUUAGGCAUGCCCACCUAACCUAACUUGAAUCAUGCGAAAGGGGAGCUGCUGGAAUUCAAAUAGACUUUCUGGUUCCCAGCAGUCGGCAGUAAUAGAAUGCUUUCAGGAAGAUGACAGAUGCAGGGGAAAGAUGCUGUUUUGCACUAUCUUGAUUUGUUACGGCAGCCAACUUAUUGGCAUGAUGGAGUGACAAGAAAAGCAGCUGGCAUGGAAGAUGAACGGGAAGAUGUUCAAAAGAAAACUUUCACAAAAUGGAUAAAUGCACAGUUUGCUAAGUUUGGAAGACGUUACAUUGAAGACCUUUUUAAUGAUUUUCGAGAUGGACGAAGACUUCUGGAGCUCCUGGAAUGCCUUACAGGCCAAAAACUUGCAAAAGAAAAGGGCUCCACAAGAGUUCAUGCUCUGAACAAUGUCAACAAAGCAAUCCACAUUUUGCAGAGAAAUAAUGUUGAUUUGGUAAAUAUAGGGAGCUCAGACAUUGUGGAUGGAAAUCAUAAGCUGACCCUUGGUUUGAUCUGGAAUAUAAUCCUCCACUGGCAGGUCAAAGAUGUAAUGAAAAACAUCAUGGCUGGACUGCAGCAGACAAACAGUGAGAUGAUUCUGCUGAGCUGGGUCCGUCAAUCGACUCGCAAUUAUCCACAGGUCAACGUUACCAAUUUCACCACUAGCUGGUCUGAUGGAUUGGCUUUCAACGCACUCCUCCACAGCCACAGACCGGACCUAUUUGAUUGGAAUGCUGUUGCUUCUCAGCCAUCACCUGUGCAACGAUUAGACCAUGCAUUCAACAUAGCCAGGCAGCACCUGGGAAUAGAGAAACUCCUUGAUCCUGAAGAUGUUGCAACUGCCUGUCCAGAUAAAAAGUCCAUCUUAAUGUAUGUGACUUCGCUCUUUCAAGUCCUGCCCCAGCAAGUCACCGUGGAAGCCAUCAGGGAGGUGGAGAUGUUGCCACGACACUCAAGGGUCACUAGAGAAGAGCACAUAGAGGUACAUGAACAGCAUUUUUCACAAGAAAUCACAGUCAGUGUACCCCAGGGACCUUCGCCUUCUCCUAAACCACGGUUCAAAAGUUACGCAUAUGCACAAGCUGUGUAUGUCACAUCCCCUGACCAAAAAAGGAGGCAGGUUCCUCCACAGUUUUUAGGAAGUGUUGAAGAAAAGACAUUCAGCACCGUGCGGAUGGGGGCUAGAAUGGAUCUUGAAAACUACCAAACUGCUUUAGAAGAAGUGCUCACAUGGCUUCUCUCUGCUGAAGAUGCAUUACAAGCACAAGGAGAUAUAUCCAAUGACGUAGAAGUUGUUAAAGAACAGUUUCACACCCACGAGGGUUUCAUGAUGGAGUUAACAGCUCACCAAGGACGUGUUGGUAAUGUUUUGCAAGUUGGAAGUCAACUUCUGUCAACUGGAAAACUUUCAGAUGAGGAAGAGAAUGAAAUCCAAGAACAAAUGAAUCUACUUAAUUCUCGCUGGGAAAGUCUCAGGGUCGCAAGUAUGGAAAAACAAAGCAAUUUACAUAAAAUCCUGAUGGAUCUGCAGAAUCAGCAGCUGGCCCAGCUAGCUGAUUGGCUGACAAAAACUGAGGAAAGGACAAAGAAAAUUGAUUUGGAGCCCUUAGGUCCAGAUCUAGAGGACCUAAAGCGUCAAAUAGAAGAACAUAAGGCAUUUCAAGAAGAUCUGGAGCAAGAACAAGUCAAGGUGAACUCCCUAACCCAUAUGGUAGUGGUGGUGGAUGAAAACAGUGGAGAUAGAGCUACUGCUGCACUGGAAGAGCAGCUUCAGCACUUUGGAAAACGGUGGGCAGCCAUCUGUAGAUGGACAGAAGAGCGAUGGGUCCUCCUGCAAGAUAUUCUUCGUAAAUGGCAGCAUUUUGCAGAAGAGCAGUGCCUUUUUGAUGCAUGGCUUACUGAGAAAGAGGAUGCUGUGAGCAAAAUUCAUACAACUGGCUUUGGAGAUCAAAAUGAAAUGCUGACCAAUCUAAGCAAAUUAGCUAUUCUAAAAGGAGAUCUAGAAAUGAAAAGGCAAAUGAUGAGUAAGCUGAAGUUGCUCAGCCAAGAUCUCCUCGUAGCUGUGAAAAAUAAAGCAGUGGCUCAAAAGCUGGAAAGUCGUCUUGAAAAUUUUGCCGAGCGCUGGGAAAGCCUUGUGCAGAAGGUGGAGAGCAAUUCUAAGCAGAUUUCGCAGGCUGUCACUACCACUCAGACAUCACUAACACAGACAACUGUAAUGGAAACUGUAACUAUGGUGACCACAAGAGAACAAAUCCUGGUUAAGCAUGGUAAAGAGGAACUCCCACCACCUCCACCCCACAAAAAAAGGCAACUCCUUGUGGAUUCAGAAAUUAGGAAGAGGUUUGACUCGGAUUCGACAGAGCUCCACAGCUGGAUGACCCGCUCCGAGGCAGUGCUGCUGAGUCCUGAGUUUGCCAUCUACCGAAAGGAAGGGAACAUCUCAGACCUCAGAGAAAGAGUCAAUGCCAUCCAGCGAGAAAAGCCUGACAAGUACAGAAAACUGCAAGAUGCCAGCAGAUCAGCUGAAGCCCUGGUGGAACAGAUGGUGAAUGAGGGUCUAAAUCCUGACAACAUUAGACAAGCUUCAGAGCAGCUGAAGAGCCGCUGGAUUGAGUUCUGUCAGUUGCUGAGUGAAAGACUGACAUGGCUGGAGUACCAAAAUAACAUCAUUGACUUCUACUCCCAGCUGCAGCAACUGGAGCAGACAGCAAUUACUGCAGAAAACUGGUUGAAAGCACAACCCAAACCAGCAACAGAUCCUGCUACAGUAAAAACCCAGUUAGAAAGAUGCAAGGAUGAAAUCAUUCGAAUGUCAACCCUGCAGCCUCAAAUUGAACGGCUAAAGGCUCAAAGUCAAGCACUCAAAGAGAAAGAACAAGGACCAGUGUUUCUGGAUGCUGACCUUGCUGCUUUUACCAGCCAUUUCAAACAAAUAUUUGCUGACAUGCAUGCCAGAGAAAAGCAGCUACAGACCAUUUUUGACAGUUUGCCUCCUGCACACUACAAGGAGACAAUGAACACUAUACUUGUGUGGAUGCAGCAGUCAGAAACUAAACUCUCCGUGCCUCAGGUUGCAGUUGCUGAAUAUGAAAUCAUGGAGCAGAGGCUCAGGGAGUUCAAGGCUCUACAAAGUUCUCUGCAAGAGCAGCAAAAAGGCCUGAAUUAUCUCAGCACAACUGUGGAAGACUUGUCCAGGAAAGCCCCUGCAGAAGUCAGUCAGAGUUACCGAUCAGAGAUUGAGGUGGUCCUUGGCCGCUGGAAGAAGCUCUCGGCACAGCUGGCGGAACAUUGCCAGAAACUGGAGGAGCGAAUGAGCAAACUCCAGCGAUUCCAGAAUGACACUAAAACACUGAAGAAGUGGAUGGCUGAAGUGGAUGUUUUUCUGAAGGAGGAGUGGCCUGCCCUUGGAGACUCAGAAGCACUGGAAAAGCAACUUGAGCAGUGUACAGCUUUAGUAAAUGAUAUCCAGACAAUCCAGCCCAGUUUGAACAGUGUUAAUGAGACUGGGGAGAAAAUGAAGAGAGAAGCAGAGCCAGAAUUUGCUUCCAGAAUAGAGUCAGAGCUAAAGGAUCUCAAUGCUCAAUGGGACCACAUUUGCCAACAGGCCUAUGCUAAGAAGGCUGCAUUAAAAGGUGGUUUGGAUAAGACUGUGAGUCUCAGAAAGGAUUUAUCAGAGAUGCAUGAGUGGAUAACACAAGCUGAGGAAGAAUAUCUGGAAAGAGAUUUUGAGUAUAAAACACCCGAUGAGUUACAGAAAGCUGUUGAGGAACUGAAGAGAGCAAAGGAGGAAGCUCUGCAGAAAGAGGUGAAAGUGAAGCUUAUUACAGAUUCUGUGAAUAAUUUUAUAGCAAAGGCUCCACCAGCAGCUCAUGAGGCUUUGAAAAAGGAGCUUGAUGUUCUAAUUACCAGCUACCAGCAACUCUGCAGCAGACUGAAUGGAAAGUGGAAGACUUUGGAGGAGGUAUGGGCAUGUUGGCGUGAAUUAUUGUCGUAUUUGGAUGUAGAAAAUAAAUGGUUGAAUGAGAUCGAACGGAAACUCAAAGCGACUGAAAAUAUCCAGGGAGGUGCAGAAGAGAUUUCUGAGUCUUUAGAUUCUCUGGAACGUUUAAUGAGACAUCCAGAAGAUAACCGCAACCAGAUUCGGGAACUGGCUCAGACUUUGACAGAUGGUGGAAUCUUGGAUGAAUUGAUCAAUGAGAAACUUGACAAGUUCAAUACUCGAUGGGAAGAACUUCAGCAGGAGGCCGUGAGAAGACAGAAAAGUCUUGAACAGAGUAUUCAAUCUGCACAGGAGACUGACAAAACACUGCGCUUGAUCCAGGAGUCUCUGGCUGUUAUUGACAAACAGUUAACAGCUUACACUGCAGACAGAGUGGAUGCAGCACAGGUCCCUCAGGAAGCACAGAAAAUACAAUCUGAAUUAACAAGCCACGAGAUUAGCUUGGAAGAAAUGAAGAAACGAAACCACGGUAAAGAUGCUGCCAAAAGAGUGCUUUCCCAAAUUGAUGUGGCACAGAAAAAGCUGCAGGAUGUGUCCAUGAAGUUUCGCUUGUUUCAAAAGCCAGCCAACUUUGAGCAGCGCCUCCAAGAAUGUAAAAGGAUUCUAGAUGAAGUGAAAUUGCAGGUGCCCAAGCUGGAGAUGAAGAGUGUUGAGCAGGAAGUAGUACAAUCACAGCUGGAUCAUUGCAUGAAAUUAUAUAAAAACCUGAGUGAGGUGAAGUCUGAAGUGGAAACAGUGAUAAAAACUGGGAGGCAGAUUGUUCAGAAGCAGCAGACGGAGAGCCCAAAGGAACUGGAUGAAAGGCUUACAGCUUUGAAGCUGCAAUAUAAUGAAUUGGGUGCAAAGGUGACAGAAAAAAAGCAAGAGUUGGAGAAAUGCUUGAAAUUGUCCCGGAAACUACGGAAAGAGAUCAAUGCUCUGACAGAGUGGCUCGCAGCGACAGACGCGGAACUGACAAAGAGAUCGGCUGCACAGGGGAUGCCAAGCAAUUUGGAUGCUGAAAUUGCCUGGGGCAAGGCAACACGGAAGGAGAUUGAGAAACGCCAGGUCCAGCUUAAGAGCAUCAGUGAUUUAGGAGAGAACUUGAAGGGAGUGAUGAAAGGCAAGGAAAGUCUUGUGGACGAUAAACUCAGCCUGCUGAACAGUAACUGGAAAGCGGUAACUUCACGUGCUGAGGAAUGGUUCAAUCUGUUACUGGAAUAUCAAAAGCACAUGGAGGCUUUUGAUCAGAAUAUAGCUAAUGUCACUACUUGGAUGUAUCGUGCUGAAAUACUGUUGGAUGAAUCUGACAAACAAAAACCCCAGCAAAAAGAGGAAAUUCUUAAGCGCUUAAAGGCUGAGCUGAAUGACAUUCACCCCAAGGUGGACUCUGUGCGUGACCAGGCCAGAGACUUGAUGACAAACCGUGGGGAUCACUGCAGGAAAGUAGUAGAGCCUAAACUCUCAGAGCUCAACCAGCGAUUUGCAACUAUAUCACAAAGAAUAAAGAGUGUAAAGCCCUUCAUUCCUUUGAAGGAAUUGGAGCAAUUUGACUUCGAUAUACAAAAAAUGCUUGAACCACUGGAGGUUGAAAUUCAGCAGGGAGUGAAUCUGAAAGAGGAGGACUUCAGUAAAGAUAUGAGUGAAGAGGAUGAGAGCACAGUGAAAGAAUUGCUGCAAAGGGGCGAGAGGCUGCAAAAGGGAGUCACAGAUGAGAAAAAACGUGAGGAAAUAAAGAAAAAACAACAGCUAUUGAGGACUAAACAUAAUGCUCUCAAGGACUUGAGAGCUCAAAGAAGAAAAAAGGCUUUAGAGAUUUCUCAUCAAUGGUAUCAGUACAAGAGGCAGGCUGAUGACCUAAUGACAUGGCUGGAUGACAUUGAGAAAAAGUUAGCCAGUCUGCCAGACCACAAAGAUGAGCAGAAGCUAAAGGAGAUUGGUGGAGAAUUGGAGAAGAAGAAGGAAGAUCUGAAUGCGGUGCACAGGCAGGCUGAACGCCUGUCUAAGGAUGGGGCUGCAAAAGCAGUGGAGCCAACCCUGAUACAGCUCAGCAAGCGCUGGCAAGAUUUUGAGAGCAAAUUUGCUCAGUUUCGAAGACUCAACUAUGCACAAAUUCAAACAGUUCGUGAAGAUACAACUUUUAUGAUGACUGAAACUAGGACUGUGGAAACCAUUCAUGUGCCUUCUACGUACCUGGCAGAGAUCCUUCACCUUCUGCAAGCUUUGUCUGAAGUGGAAGAGCGCCUUAAUUCUCCUGUUCUGCAGGCUGGGGAUUGUGAGGAUCUCUUCAAACAAGAAGAGUGUCUCAAGAGCAUUAAGGAUAGCCUGGGGAGACUGCAGGGUCAUGUAGAAAUUAUUAACAACAAGAAGACACCGGCUUUGCAAAAUGUUACACCAAAGGAAGCAGAAAAUAUACAAGAAAAGCUGACUCAACUUAAUUUUGAAUGGGAGAAAGUUAACCAGAUGUACAGGGACCGACAGGCACGGUUUGACAAAUCUUUGGAAAAGUGGCAGAUUUUUCAUUCUGACAUGAAGAGAUUUAAUCAUUGGCUAAGCGAAACUGAAGAGAAGCUGUCAAGAGCACAGAUAGAAGCUGGAGACGUGGGGCUUGUGAAAACAAAGCAAUUUAUCCAGGAGCUUCAGGAUGGCAUUGGGCAGCAGCAAACUGUUGUCAAAACAUUGAAUGCAACUAGUGAAGAGAUUAUUGAGCAGUCAUCAACAGCAGAUGCCAAGGUGCUGAGGGAACAACUGGAAAGUUUGAAUACCCGGUGGAAGGAGAUCUGCAGACAGUUGGUGGAGAAAAAAAAGAGGAUAGAGGAAGAAAAGAAUAUUUUAUCAGAAUUUCAAGAGGAUUUGAACAAGCUGAUUUUAUGGUUAGAGGAAGCAGACGGCAUUAUUCGUAUUCCCCUAGAACAAGGGAAUGAAGACCAGUUGAGAGACUGCCUGAGCAAAGUAAAGUUAAGAGUUGGAGAGCUGCCGCACCACAAGGGAAUACUGAAACGAUUAAAUGAAACUGGAGGAAUAGCACUUGGAAGCACAUCACUGAAACCAGACACAAAACAUAAGCUUGAGAGUACACUGAAGGAGGCUAACCAUCGUUUGUUAAAGGUGUCCAAAGAUCUUCCAGAAAAACAAAAAGAAAUAGAGUUUCUGCUAAAGGAUUUUGUUGAACUUCAUCAACAACUAAAUCAGGCGAUAUUGUGGGUAACGCCUGUCAAGAACCAGCUAGAGCUUUAUAACAAAGUGGGUCAGCCCGGAGCCUUUGAUAUUAAGGAAACUGAAGCAGCAGUGCAAGCUAAACAGCCGAAUGUGGAAGAGGUUUUGUCUAAAGGGUGUCAUUUAUAUAAGGAAAAACCAGCUACUCAUCCAGUAAAGAAAAAAAUAGAAGACUUGAAUGCUGACUGGAAGGCAAUACACCACUUAAUUCAACAACUAAAGGAAAAGCCAGCGUUAGCAGCAUUUGGCCAUCUAUCUUCAGGUGUCUUAACUCCUGGUGAAACUGUUGCUGUGGAUACACAAACCAGGGUAACCAAGGAAACCACCACCUUCAAACCAGAAAUGCCAUCUUCUGUGCUUUUGGAGGUUCCAGCCUUGGCUGACUUCAAUAAGGCAUGGGCAGAACUCACUGACUGGCUUUCUCGACUGGAUCGAGAGAUAAAAUCUCAGAGAGUGAAAGUAGGUGAUCUUGAUGACAUCAACGACAUGAUCAUCAAACAAAAGGCAAUACUACAGGAUCUGGAGCAAAGACGUCCCCAGCUGGAUGAACUAAUAACUGCAGCACAAAAUCUAAAAAACAAGACAAGCAAUCAAGAGGCCCGGACAAUAAUUACUGACCGCAUUGAAAAGAUACAGAGCCAGUGGGAUGAAGUGCAUGGAUACCUCCAAAGCCGGAAACAACAGCUUCAAGAGAUGUUGAAGGAUUCAACACAGUGGCUGGAAGCUAAACGAGAAGCUGAACAGGUUCUUGAACAAGCAAAAGCAAAGCUUGAGUCAUGGAAAGAAAUCUCCUACACUGUGGAAGCUUUGAAAAAGCAGAACGCAGAACUUAAGCAAUUUGCAAAAGAAAUACGACAAUGGCAAAUAAAUGUAGAUGUGGCAAAUGACAUGGCACUUAAGCUGCUCCGUGAUUAUUCAGCAGAUGACACCAGAAAUGUACAACUGAUGACAGAUAGCAUUAAUGCAUCGUGGGCUGCCAUUAAUAAAAGGGUUUUUGAACGUGAAGCAGCUCUGGAAUCAGCCCUAAGAAUGUUGCAGCAAUUCUACCUGGAUCUCGAAAAGUUCCUUGCUUGGCUUACGGAAGCUGAAACAACUGCAAAUGUCCUGCAGGACGCUACACACAAAGAAAAGACACUAGAGGAUGCCAAAAUGGUUCGGGACCUCAUGAAACAGUGGCAGGAGCUACAGGCAGAAAUUGAUGCUCACACUGACAUCUUUCACAACCUGGAUGAAAAUGGACAGAAAAUCCUGAGGUCCCUGGAAGGCUCUGAGGAUGCAACCCUGCUGCAGAGACGUCUGGAUAACAUGAACCUCAGAUGGAGUGAACUUAGGAAGAAAUCUCUAAACAUUAGAUCCCAUUUGGAAGCCAGUACUGACCAGUGGAAGCGAUUACAUCUCUCUCUUCAGGAACUUUUGGCAUGGCUGCAGUUGAAGGAGGAUGAAUUAAAACAGCAAGCACCCACUGGUGGAGAUCUUCCCACUGUGCAGAAACAGAAUGAUAUUCAUCGGACUUUCAAGAGGGAGCUAAAAACAAAAGAACCUGUUAUCAGGAGUGCCCUUGAGACUGUGCGAAUCUUCCUGGCCGAGCAGCCUGUGGAGGCAGUGGAGAAGGUCUGCCCAGAGCCCAGAGAUCUUUCACCUGAGGAAAGAGCCCAUAAUGUCACUAAACUUCUGCAAAGGCAGGCAGAUGAGGUCAGAACUGAAUGGGAUAAGCUGAAUCUUCAGUCUGCUGAUCGGCAAAAGAAGAUCGACGAUGCUCUUGAAAGACUGCAGGGCCUUCAAGAGGCAAUGGAUGAACUGGACCUGAAGCUACGGCAGGCUGAGGCAUUCAAGGGGUCCUGGCAGCCAGUGGGGGAUCUGCUAAUUGACUCUCUGCAGGACCACUUGGAAAAAGUCAAGGUUUAUCGAGCAGAACUUGUUCCCCUUAAAGAAAAGGUGCAUCACGUCAACGAGCUCGCUCACCGCUUCACUCCCUCCGAUAUUCAACUCUCCCAGUACAAUCUCAGCUGUGUGGAAGACCUGAACACAAGGUGGAAGGUGCUACAGGUGGCCAUUGAUGAGCGCAUCAGGCAACUGCAUGAAGCUCACAGGGAUUUUGGCCCUACUUCCCAGCAUUUUCUUACCACUUCUGUCCAAGGCCCCUGGGAGAGGGCAAUCUCACCGAACAAAGUGCCGUAUUAUAUCAACCAUGAGACGCAAACGACCUGCUGGGAUCAUCCCAAGAUGACUGAGCUUUACCAGUCAUUAGCUGAUUUGAACAACGUCAGAUUCUCGGCGUACAGGACUGCCAUGAAACUCCGCAGGCUGCAGAAAGCUCUCUGCCUGGAUCUCCUGAGUCUGUCUGCUGCAUGUGAUGCCUUGGACCAGCACAACCUCAAACAAAACGACCAGCCAAUGGAUAUUCUGCAGAUCAUUAACUGCCUGACCACCAUUUAUGAUCGACUGGAGCAAGAGCACAAUAACCUGGUCAACGUUCCCCUUUGCGUGGACAUGUGCCUCAACUGGCUUCUGAAUGUCUACGACACGGGUCGAACAGGAAGGAUCCGUGUCUUAUCUUUCAAAACUGGUGUUGUAUCCCUUUGUAAAGCACACCUGGAAGAUAAAUAUAGAUACCUGUUCAAACAAGUGGCAAGUUCCACUGGCUUCUGUGACCAGCGCCGGCUGGGGCUGCUGCUGCACGACUCCAUCCAGAUCCCGCGGCAGCUGGGGGAGGUGGCCUCCUUCGGGGGCAGCAACAUCGAGCCGAGCGUCAGAAGCUGCUUCCAGUUUGCCAACAACAAACCAGAGAUUGAAGCAGCCCUUUUCCUGGACUGGAUGAGGCUGGAACCACAGUCCAUGGUGUGGCUGCCUGUCCUGCACAGGGUAGCUGCUGCUGAGACCGCCAAGCACCAAGCCAAGUGUAACAUCUGUAAGGAGUGCCCCAUUAUUGGAUUCAGGUACAGAAGUUUAAAGCACUUUAACUAUGACAUCUGCCAAAGUUGCUUCUUCUCUGGCCGUGUUGCAAAAGGUCACAAAAUGCACUAUCCCAUGGUGGAAUACUGCACACCAACAACUUCAGGAGAAGACGUCCGUGACUUUGCCAAGGUACUAAAAAACAAAUUUCGAACAAAAAGAUAUUUUGCAAAGCACCCACGAAUGGGCUACCUGCCUGUGCAGACUGUCUUGGAGGGAGACAACAUGGAAACUCCUGUUACUCUGAUCAACUUCUGGCCAGUAGAUUCUGCGCCUGCCUCGUCCCCUCAGCUCUCACACGAUGAUACUCAUUCACGCAUUGAACAUUAUGCUAGCAGGCUAGCAGAAAUGGAGAACACCAAUGGUUCUUACCUAAAUGACAGUAUUUCACCUAAUGAGAGCAUCGAUGAUGAACACUUGUUAAUCCAGCACUACUGCCAAAGUCUGAACCAGGAGUCCCCCCUGAGCCAGCCCCGAAGCCCUGCCCAGAUCCUGAUUUCUCUGGAGAGUGAGGAAAGAGGGGAACUGGAGAGAAUCCUCGCAGACCUGGAGGAGGAAAACAGGAACCUGCAGGCAGAGUAUGACCGCUUGAAGCAGCAGCAUGACCACAAAGGUCUGUCUCCACUGCCGUCCCCACCGGAGAUGAUGCCGGUGUCUCCGCAGAGCCCCCGGGAUGCUGAGCUCAUUGCAGAAGCCAAGCUGCUUCGCCAGCACAAGGGCCGCCUGGAAGCCAGGAUGCAGAUCCUGGAGGAUCACAACAAACAGCUGGAAUCGCAGCUGCACAGGCUGAGGCAGCUGCUGGAGCAGCCACAGGCAGAUGCCAAGGUGAAUGGUACAACACUGUCAUCUCCUUCUACCUCUUUGCAGAGGUCAGGCAGCAGUCAGCCAAUGCUUCUUCGUGUAGUUGGCAGCCAGACUUCAGAAACCAUGGGCGAGGAUGAGCUGCUCAGCCCUCCCCAGGACACAAGCACAGGUUUGGAGGAAGUGAUGGAGCAGCUGAACAACUCUUUCCCCAGCUCCAGAGGUGUUUGGUAUCAAGUUUUUUUGCUGCUCUUUGUUUUCAUUUUAACAAUAGCUGUAGAGAAACCUGUCUUGUUUAGAGUGGAGAAGCAGCCUGUUCCUCCUUAUCUUAAGCUACCUCCACAGGCAGCCCUUGCCAGAUCUGUGGAUGAAACAAUGCCUUUGUGAGACUCUUUCUUCACCAAGCAUUUUCUUUGGUUCCCUUUUGCCAUGUUCCUUUUCUCACAGUUUUCCUCCUUUUUGGUUGAUCCCCCUUGAUGAUUUAUUUUUUAAUACAUGUCUUAGCACAUUUUUAUUCUGUCCUUAUCUUUCUCCAAGAAUGUGGUUUGAAAUAAAAUUAAAGUUCUAAGUCAAAGUUCUCGACCAUGUGGCCCUUAGGUCCGGAGGCAUGGAGGAAAAACGAGUGGGGUGCUUGUUUGUGCUGCGUAGGCUGCACUUGUACAUACAGCCACAGCAUUUCUUUCAGUGAUUCUAUUUUGCUCAUUCCUGUUGUUUGCUAAAAAUAAGCAUUUGUAUUACCAGGAUUUACUUGUUCAGCCUUUUUUCAUUCAAGAAAUUCUUUUCUGAGCCCAGAAGAAAAUACUCUGCUGCCAAGAAAAAUGGCUGAGAUUCCCUAGCAGGAGAUGGGGAGUUCGGGAUAUUGGCUGUUGCUGUGAAAGGAGGCUCGGACAUGAACCUCUUGGCAAGAGAAGGUCCUGGUAUUGCCAGCCUGAUAAGUAGGUUUCAGGGGGCAUAGACUCCCUGCAGGGGCCUUGCACAGACUUCACACAUCACCCAGGGGCUCUUCUUUAGGAGGUAAAUGCACCAUUGUACUAAACUUCCAGUGGAGUCAGGUUUUCUCCAUCCUUUGCUUUCAAAGCAAGUUCAGCUCUCACCAGACACCAUCUGUGAGCAGUGGGAAAAAAGUCAAUAUAAACUGUAUGAGAUCUCAUUAUAGAUCCAAAGAAGGAAUCAUUUAGAAAGAUAUCAUUGAAUAAAGUCUAAUACAAUAAAUUGUUAACUGCCCUCAGCUCUAUCUCUACAUUAUGUCAAAAAGUCUUAGGUCCAGCCCUCAUUUUGCCUAGAUAAUUGCUAUGAGAGACAACAGAUGAAAAACUUUUCUAAUAUUGCUAUGUGGAUAAAAAUGGACUUAUUUUUAAAGUUGCUGUGUACACAAGGUUACAACAGGCAGUGUUUUCUUAUCAGUGACCAUCAUUUGUGUAAAUAUGUUGUACAUAGAUCUUUCACAGUCACAUGUGUCUAGAUGUAGGUAUCCCAUGUGAAAAAAAAUUCACCAAAUGUGAUAUCUAAUUUGUAUUCAUAGCUGAUGACACUGGCAGUAUUUCUUUUUAAAAACAAGAUUAGUUUUCAGUGAAAUAGGAGCAAUUUAUGAAACAAAAUUUAAUGAGAUAUUUGAAAUAGAGUGGUUCAGUUCCCAUGUAGAAUAAAUAGGUAGAGGUCAGUCUGUUAGACAUCACCUUCUGCUCACUGAGGAUAGAAAAGGAUUUUUUAUCUUAUUAGUGAAAAAUAAAAAGCUUCAUGAAACAAACUGGGAGAAUGUAAAAUUUAGUAGGGAAAAAGGUGAAAUUCAUAAGAUCAGAUAAUAUUUUAAUUUUGUAAAUUAAGCUGUAGCUUCAGAUUUUCAUUCUCAUGAUGCAAAAAGUGGACAUUUAUCUAGACAGAAAGAAUGUAUUCCCAUAUUUUGUUUCUCCAUUCAGUGACUGUGUUGAAAAUGUAGUAGAUGAUCACAGGCAUCCACAAGAGGUAUUGCAGCUUAUAUACUUCCCAGUCCGAAUAGCAGCCAUGGAGAACAAAAAUACUCUCUAUCUGGGUGGAGGGCUGUGAGUGAGGAGGGGGCACAGCCAUUGACAUGAGUCCCCCACAGCCAAGUCAUGAGAGGAGCUCCUGGUGCAGCAGCCAGGAGCAGGCACAGCCCAGCAGAGCCAGGCUUCCCACAGGACUUCUCUUUAAGGUCUUGGCCAAGGCACUUUGUCAGGCUGAGCCUGAAUCUUCCUCUUCCCCUCUCUUGGGCUAUACAAAAAGAUUAGUCCAGCUGGGAGAGAAACUUGUUCAGUUUUUCGGGAAUUGUACCAGGUUUUGGCUAAAGAGAUUAGGACCUCGAUUAGGUUUCUGUGUUCUUCAUGUCUGUUUUGAUGUGUUUGCAUGAAUACCAGGUUAGUGUAAUUCCUUUUGGCUGAGAUAAAGGAAUGGUCAGGAUCUCUGGAAGAAGUAGUUUGCCCUACAGCCAGUGCAAAUGGAUUUCAAUUCAUUGGUUGAUAGAGGCUGCUGAGAGCUCAUGUAAACUUCUGUUACUGAAGUUUUCUUCUAUUCCCAUUUUAAUAAUUCAGUUAAAUUCAGCUGAUACCUGUAUACACAAAGCUUACAUCCAACAUCUGACGUGCUGCAGCCUCAUGCAGGCACCAUGACAUGAAAGAUGCUAUGGUUGGUCAGAUUCCACAGACAUCAGGGAUUUGAUUUAAAAUUUUCAAGACUGCAGGAAGAAGAAAAGGAAGCAGAGUUGAUUGGUCUCAACAAACUACUGAAUCAGGAACCUUCUUGCUGUUGAGAGGUGCAAAUCUAUAUCUCAGAUUUCUAAUCUAUAAUAGAAGCUGAAAGUGCCAUUGCAGAAGAGUGAAAGCAGCCUGAGAAGAGGGCAGAGUGUAAGGACUCAGGCGUGGCACAAGUGAAAUUUCGUUUCUUUCCAUUGCAAGGUGUGUUGAAUCUCAGGUUACAGGUGUGAAUACCUACCUCCAACAGGUGUUUGGGAAACACAAGAAUAAACCCAGACAAGCAAUAGCACAGCCUAUAAACAAUACAUUUUCUUAUAUUGAUUCUAUUAAGUAGAAUUAAAAAAUACCAGAAAGGCAGUCAUCCCAGUCUGCCAUUCAGAAAUAGGCUGUGAUAUAGGAGCUGAGGGAGCUGGGGUGGUUUACUCUGGAGAAAAGAAGGCUCAGGGGAGGCCUUAUCACUCUACAAGUACCUGAAAGGAAGUUGAAGCAAGGUGGGGGUUGGUCUGUCCUCCCAAGUGUCAAGCAGUAGGACAAAGGGAAAUGGCCUUAAGUAGUGGCAGGAGAGGUUUGGACUGGAUUAGGGAGAAUUUCUUCAGAAAAAGGCUUGUCAAGCAUUGGAACAGGAUGCCCAGGGAACCAUGGAGGUAUUUAGAAGACAUGGAGAUGUGGUACCUGGGGACUUGGUUUGGUGGGGGGCUUGGCAGUGCUGGCUUAACAGUUCGACUCAAUGGUCUUAAAAGUCCUUUCCAGUCUUAAUGAUUUUAUGAAAUGUUUUCUUUGUGGCCUGUAAAAAUAAGCAUGUUAAAUUUCAAGCUAAAUAUCAGCAUCUCACAGCAUAGGAUCUGGCAGGCCUCCUCAGGAACAUAAUUCUGGGUGUCCUAUUGCCACUAGAAUAACAACUUGGAGGAGUUCAGAACAAUAAGACAGAAGCAAAUUGGACUUUGAAGGCUUUGGUUGUGAGAAAAGUUCAGAGCUGAACAAGCGGUGAAGAGAGAAAAGGACUGAAUUUCUGGGCUUGAGUGCACAGAACUUGGGCGUCACAGACAUAUUUAGCCUAAAUAUUGUCAAAAGCACCUGAAGUGUAAGACUUGCUCAGGUUGGGAGAUAGUUUACUAAUGCAAGUAGUGGCUCUUAUUUUGGAGUUCUGAAACAAAGCAGUAAAAUGUAGGAGUAAUUGUCACUCACCUGGAGAUAGAUUCCUUAUGAUUAUGAUAUUUUUCAAGCUUUUGGUGCACAGAGUUGUUUUUAAAAGGACAUCAAGGCUUCAUAGGAUCAUUUUGAAUGUAUUUUAGAGAAGCAAGUGUAAAACAGAUGGUGUCAUAGACCUGCACAAGCAGACCUCAGAUGCAGUAACUUACGUACCUUACACCUUUUAUAGGGUUUUUCAUUUGUUUGUUUCUUCAGUUUAACCUUUUGGCAGUUCUUGGCAUUUCCUAAGGAGACCAGGACUUACCUGCUCCUUGCACAGCUGGCUGUUGGUGCCAAAAGCUGUUUCAUUUCUGGAGAGAGAAAUUCUGCUGAAUACCUGAUGAUUGCUGUCCUUAAGGAGUUUUUCUUUCAUUUUAAUCUAAAAGGUUUCCCAUACACUCGUCUUUUACUUUGCUGCUCCCAGCAAAUUCACAACUGCUGCAGCUGCUUCAAACAGCUGCUGUGCUAACUCAAAACAGAUGUCAAAGCCAGAGGUCUGACAUUUAGUGGAAAUCUACCAUUAAAUGCCACCUCAGUGGUUUAUUUGACCCUGCUCUAUAAUGGGCCACAGAGGAAAACAUUUUCACGCCGUAUUUGUGCUCAAACUACUAAAUCUCCAGGGAAUUGGUUCACAGUUAGAAAGUAAGAUUGGCAGGCCAGUAUUUUCAAAGCCAAAUUCACCCCUCCUGCAGCACUGAGGGCGAACAAGUUGCAUCACUUCAGGUGGCUCUCGUGGUGGACCAGGCUGAGUUUUGCAGUUAUGGUUUCAUGUCAAAUGCUUUCUGUGAAUGAAAGCUCAGAGAGGAAUUUAGGGGCAGAAGUUCUUGAACUAACUGAAGCUGGUGAGAGAGCUUCACAGAUUUGCAGUGCUGGGCCCCUGCUGGGAGAUAAUGAAGAAGUGGGAGCGAAAACUUGUUAGAAAUAAGACCAUGAUGGCUUAAAAGAGCUAAGAGGCUGUGACAUAAGGUGAGAACAUUUGGACAGACACUGGUCCUCACAAUUUCGCAUAGUAUUGCUUAACACUUUUGUGGUGUGGUGCAAUAAAUGAAUGACAAGAAGAAUAGCACCCUUUUUUAGGAGUUUUAUUUUUAUCUCAGUCACAUUAAAACACACCAGUCACAUUUUCUCCCCUCACUUGCACAUCAGCCAGGCUCUGUCAUGAAUGGAACUAAUGUCCUAAGUGGAACUAGCAACUUUCAGCACUGCAAAUAAUGCAGUUUCUCUUAUUCUGACAGCAAAAUGUCUUAUGAUGCAGACUUCUCUUUUCACACUUUACUGAGUAAGUGGAAGAGUACCCUGGAGUUGCUGUACUGUGGAGUAUUCUGCAAAUACUCUUCCAGUUGAGAUACCGCAGCCUCUCCUGGGUUGUGUCACCUUCUCUGUGCUGUGGUCCUGCAUGCCACCACAGUGAGCCCAGGCAACUGAGAUCCCUCAUUGCUCCCCUUUGGCACAACAGAACUGAUCCGGCUGAGCUUCUCUGGAGAUGGGACAGUGGUGGGGUGGACUAGCUCUUCCUUGUUUUAUAAUACUCAGUUCUGGUGUAAACUGAGAAUAUGGUAAUAAAUUUAACAAAACUUCAAAGAAUUUUUUUUUCAUUUUGAGAAAAAAGGCUCUUUGCAGACUCAGAUCUCCUUUUUGUGCAGCCUGUCCCUUUCCUGAGCUCAGUGAGAGGGGCAGUGCAGUAGUUGCGUUGUGCUCUGUGUUUUGACCUGGAUCUGCAGAGAGUCCUGCAUGAAGUUUUUGGUGGUGCCUCUGCUUUUAGGUUUGAUGUGGUCACUUGCUGUGUACCUUUGCCUGUGAUACAAUGCCAUGUAGCUUUCCAAAAAAAAAAAGAAAAGAAAACGUCUUCUAUUUUGUAAGGGCAGGAAAUGUUGAUUUGAGCAGGAAUAAUAGAAAAUUAGGCACCCACGGAUUGCAUAUCAGAACUGCAGCAAUAUAGACAAUUUUCUUCCUCUGCAAUUUAUGCCAAACCAUGCUCCUUGCCUUAAAACUUAGAAACACGCAUUCAUUCAUAUGCAAAGAGGAAAAUAACAUAAAAUCCAUUAAACCCUUUUUAAUCUUCCUCCAGAAGAAAUUAGCUGUUGCUGUAGUAGCGCGGAUCUUUGCUGCAUUUAACAAAUUCUAGGGCUGAUUACUCACCACAGACUGUCCUCAGCAGCUGUUUUGUGUGGUGCUGAGCUACCCCAGUUACCUUUAAAUGCAUUCAUUUCCAAGCAGAAUCCAGUCUGCCUCAUGUAGAUUUAAAUUAAACACUGUGUAGCUGCAGUUGUAGGUGCUUGUGCAGACAGGAAGGAGUUUCUUAACACCUCCAGUAUUUUGCUUGUAGGCAGCUCCUUUUCUCUUCUUGACCCAAGCUGAACUGUGGGCCCAAGCUAACCUCCUGCUGGGUCCCAUUCCUGCCCCAGAACUCUUUCAAACCGAGCUGUACUAUGCUGCAGUUUCUGGAGUCCUUAAGCUGACCUAAACCAAAGUAUGCAACAGAUUUUAUAUCUUCCUUUCCAAGGAUUUUCUGUUACAUGAUUUAUAUUGGUGAGAUAUUCUCAUCUCCCCUUUUGGAAGGCAUUUUUUAGGGAAUUCAUGACUCCUGAUAAAAGUGCCAGAGGAGGUCUCAGGCUAUAUAGACAUGCAUGUAAGUCCUAGAAGGUUAGGCAGGCCUUUGAGGUGGAGUCCUUAGAAUUAAGGUGGCAUCUCUCCUGGCCACCAAGCCCUGGUACCUCUGUGCUGCACCAGCACGUGUGGUACAGACAUCACUGAAGUCGAGGACUCCCUUAGGAGCAGAAUAAAAACCCACAAGCAGAGCAUGUUGUUAUCAAACAUAUUGCUAUCAUUUUUAAUAGGAAGUGUGCUGCUGGGGAGAGGGAGGGGGCAGGAAGGGACUAAAACUUCCUCUGUCCAGUAAAUGGCAACCUUUACUGUCCAGGCCUUCAGAGGCUGCCUCAGCCCUUUCCACUGCCUGGAGUUUGUGGCUGAGCUGUGGCUCUGGCCCGUGCUGGUCAGUGAUGCCAUUCCUUUCUCUGCCCUCUCCUCCUCUCCUGUACUGCCUCUGCUCAGCCUUGCUCUGCUGUUGGCUCUUGUUCUGCAACUUGUAAAAUACCCAUAAAGCUGUUUAUUGCCUCUCUUCCCUUCUCCUGCAGGCUGCCAUAGAGCAAAACUUGACAGCAAUUAUUAGGUUACUGUUAUGUUGACUGGUGUAUUCUCCCACACGUGUCUGUCUCUCUCCCCAAUGUCGCACACAUCAUUUAAAAUUGCAUCAUUUACAGCAGCUCUGGGGCAAAGAUCAUCCUCUUUCUUGAACAGCAUCUGCUGCAGUGACUUUCUCACUAGGACUGCAAGCCUGGCCAUGGCAGAGCUGCCAGUCGUGUGACAGUGACAAUGGGACACUGCUUCUGGGGACAGCGAGCGUCUUACUGUUACUGGCUGUGUGGUGGGAAGGAGGACAGGGGGGAGUUUCUGCUGCUGAUAAACACCUGGAUUUCCUUUUUUAAAACAAAUGUGCUAUGAGAAAUGUUUGAGAAGAAUCAGCAUGAUCAAAGUAUGUCUUCUGUGAAGGCUUGUUAGGAACAUCUUUUCAGCUAAACCCAUUAUUGGCUCCAUUUUGGUAGUACUUGAACUUGAUGAGAUACUUUCUCUUUUUUCCCUUUUUACUUGAACUUUUUUCUCUGUUUUCUCCCUCUGCCCCUUCAGCUUUACCAUGCUUGCAGGUCAGCAUGUUGCAAACAUAUUUUGAAAUAUAUUUAUCCUGAAUGCGUGUUGCAUUCCAGUGUACUUCUCCCCGUGUGAAAUAUGUGUGUACACAUAAGCAUGUAUAGCAAUGCAUACCUCAAUGUAUGUAGGCCAUAAUACAAUGUAAAGUGUCUGGAUAAAUUCAUUUGACAUUGGGGGGGAAAUGUUUUUACCACUUACACUGAUUGCUAGAAGUACUCAAAUUAUGCUAAUUAGGAUGCUCAGAAAGUGAUUUCAGAUCUUGUCUGCAGUCCUUAUUCUCAACUGACAGGUGUGUAAAUUGGUGUUAGUAGUUUUCUCAAGUGUUCUUGAGAGGUUAAACCAAGCCACAGGUUACAGAACUGUUGUUGAAUAAAUCAGCUCAGAAUCAUCAGUGGAUUUCAGUGCACUUUCGGUCUUUGUUUAAGCAGAAAUGCAACUUUUAAUGUUAAAUUUCUAAAUUGAAAUUGAAAUGUCUUUUACAGUAUAAAAUAUAUAUUCAUGUGUGGUUUUUUACCUUUCUUUCUGAUAAUUAUUCCACUUCCUCUCUCUG